This is a messenger RNA of Cylas formicarius (sweet potato weevil), 1757 nucleotides long. RefSeq names its product odorant receptor 30a-like. The record is from RefSeq and is a predicted model, not a curated record. Bases 47 to 1264 code for a protein of 405 amino acids. Lineage: Eukaryota; Metazoa; Arthropoda; Insecta; Coleoptera; Brentidae. Gene Ontology annotation, biological process: sensory perception of smell; detection of chemical stimulus involved in sensory perception of smell. The transcript has 7 exons. Gene Ontology annotation, cellular component: plasma membrane. Gene Ontology annotation, molecular function: olfactory receptor activity; odorant binding.
CGACAGUUCAAUUUAUAGAGACGUUGUUUCCAUGUGCACCUGAUAGAUGAUGUUCCCAGAAAACCAAAUAUUCAAAGUAGCUAUGUACUUCUCCAGCACGGCUGGAAUAUGGCCGCUGAUAUUCGAGAAACACCCGACUUUAAAAUUGUGUUACAUGACGUAUCACAUGAUCUUGCGUUCCGAGUUUUUCGUGUUUAUUUUGCGGGCCUAUUUUCAAUUGGUGUGUCUAAUCGGGGAAGAUGAUUUAAACGUCCAAGAAAUCUUCGGCAAUUUGUGUAUCACCCUUAUUUAUACAGUCGCCAUUUUACGACUCCGAGCCUUGAAUAGACCCGCCGUCGUAGAACUGUUUAACCAUGUCAUCGCUGAGGAAAACAACAUUCUUUCGCAUAACGAUGCGAUCGUCGUUGCGUUGUAUAAGAAGGCCGUGCGCAAAGCUCACAUUCUGAAUAAGCUUUUCUUGUUUAACGGAUGGUUGAUAACCUUAUUCUAUUUCAUACACCCCUUGCUGACCGAGGAUCGGGUGAUCGUUGUGAACAACGCAACGACUUACAUUAAACUGUUGCCCUUGUCCACCUGGUGGCCUUUCGAUGCGCAAAAACACUAUACGGUCGCUUACGUGUGGAACGUGAUAGAUGGCAUCGUGGGCAGUCAAUUUGUAACUAACACUGAUAUUCUGACAUUCACGUUAAUUAUUUACGCGUCGGGACGAAUUGAAAUCCUGGGCCAAAAAUUCAAAAACUUUUCGGUUUACGUAAAGCGAUUGCGGUACGAGGGGCGUGUCUUUUGUGCCGAGAAAGCUGCGGAAACGGCGUUAAAAACUUUAAUAUUCGAACAUCUUCAAAUUAUAAGGUACAUAGACAUCUUUAACGAAGCGAUGAAGUACAUUAUGCUAUUCGAUUUCCUCCAAUGUUCCAUCCAAAUGGCCACGAUUAUUUUACAACUGCUGGUGAUGGAAAUCACUUUCGUAAACGUUAUAAUCGUCGGGCAGUUCUUCCUCACGAUGAUCAUACGUCUGGUAAUUUACUACUACAACGCCAAUGAAAUAAUUCACCUGAGUCAGAACUGGGCGGUCGAUAUAUGGUGGAGCGACUGGUACGACCAGACCAUAAACAUUCAACGUAUGAUGGCGGUCAUGAUACUACGCGUCCAAAAACCACUCAAGCUUCUGAUCGGUCCUUUCAGCGCUAUGUCGUUAGAAACUUUUAUUGCGAUUCUGAAGGCGACGUAUUCUUACAUGAUGCUGUUUAACAACACCAGCGGCUAAAAGGUUAAUAUACCGUCGUCGUCAUUGUGAUUCACGUGUAAUUGGAUCGAGAACUAACUCAACUGUCUUAUUUUUACCAUUUCAUUAAUUGCUUAGUACACAAGGAUACGAAAACAUGCACGCACUAUCCCGCUCUUUUGGUGGCAAUAUGGAGGGGAUGAAAGAGGUGGCAAUAAUUUUUUUGGAAAUUCCGCACAGCAAAACCGUCACAAACAAGUGUGGUUCUCGAAAUUACUCUUCGAGACAGUAAAAAAUCAGUAAAAUUUACUGAUUUUGAUUGUGAGUGUCAAAAUAAGUAGCAUUCGGCGUCGAAAUCUCUUAUCAACCAUUUAUCUCAGAAACCAAUAUGACUGCAUGCAUGCAGAACAGCAUGGCGUAAAUAUAAAGCUCGUUUUUGGUCAAUGCUAUCGAAAACAAUUAUAAAUUUAAUUUCAUUUAUUCGCUUUUAGAUAAUUUUAUCACUUAUAAUAUGUCGUAAAUCCUUGAAAUCAUU